Molecule: messenger RNA, 4431 nt
Organism: Nilaparvata lugens (brown planthopper)
Lineage: Eukaryota; Metazoa; Arthropoda; Insecta; Hemiptera; Delphacidae
Product: histone-lysine N-methyltransferase PR-Set7
Exons: 1
Coding region: 302-1387 (361 amino acids)
Molecular function (GO): protein binding; histone H4K20 methyltransferase activity
Source: RefSeq, a predicted model, not a curated record
UUCCAAGCUUCGACAGGUUGUGCUAUCGCCUUUCUUCAGAUAAUAAACAUAAAUUUGAUUUCUGAUAUUCUUAUAAUGUAGUUUAAAAUUGGAAUGUGAAUAAGUGAGUUUGUGAGUACUGCAGUCUAGUGUCUCCUAAUUUAAGAAUUCAAAUCAUGCAAACUUUAUUUUAAAACAUUAGUGAUUGUCAAACAGUUUUCAAUGUAAGUUCGGUUAAUGUUAGACUGGAAACGUUUUUGGCUACUUAACCUAGGUCUGCAGGAUUGUGUAUGUGUAUUGAAACUCAUUCUUUGUAUUUAAAAUGAGGAGAGGACAGAAAAGAGGUAAGGCUGUGAUUGGUUUAAGUGAUUUGAAUAAUUCUGUAAAGAUUGAUUCAUCCCCUAAAAAAGAUGCUUCGACAGAAAAACCUCGAAAGCCCAAAAUAAAGUGUUCAAAAACUGAAUUUCAAGGGAAACUGUCACAUGCUAGUCCGAAUGCUCGAAUCACAAGGUAUUAUCAUUCUCAAAAUAACAUAAAUUCUCAAUUACCUACGGCAUCAACAAUUUCUUUGCGAUCGACAGUAAAUCGCCGACCAAAUUCCAGUGCAGCAUCAAAUGAGAUUGAUGAUUCCCCUCUAACUCAAGAAGACUGCAAGCUGAAGACUGAAAAACAGGAUUCACCUGAACGAGCUCUACUCGAAAGUUUUGAAAAAUUGCCAUUUGAAUCAUCCAAGAAAGAUAUUUCGGUUUCAUCCUCAAAUACACCUAAUAGACCAACUUUUCUCACUCAUAAGAAAUCAGUCAAAUCUAAAAGAAAACUUCAAUAUCAGGCAUCAAAACCCCUUUUACCACCUUUAGGGGAGUCAAAGAAGUGUAAUAACAAUCACAAACUUACAGAAUACUUUCCUGUUAGACGAAGUGCUAGAAGAACAAAAAAGGUAGUUUUAGAAGAAAAACAAAGACAUUUAGAAGAAGCAGUGGUUUCCAAAAGUGAAGAUGGAUUAGAAAUUCGCAUGUUUCCUGGCAAGGGUCGCGGCAUUGUCACAACUCGCAGCUUCAAUCGCGGCGAAUUUGUAGUAGAAUAUGCUGGUGAACUGAUUACUUAUGAAGAAGCAAAAAAGAGAGAACAAGUGUAUGCUAAUGAUCAAAAUACCGGCUGUUACAUGUAUUAUUUCAAACAUAAUAAUGGUCGAUACUGUGUUGAUGCAACCCCUGAAUCUGACAGGCUAGGUAGGUUAGUUAAUCACUCACGUUUUGGUAAUUUGAUGACAAAAACUGUUGUUGUUGACAAUCAGCCUCAUCUAGUUCUCAUUGCCAAGGACGACAUACAGUCUGGCGACGAAAUUACUUAUGACUAUGGAGAUCGAAGCAAAGAAUCUUUGUAUUAUCACCCUUGGCUAGCUUCUUAGCUUUUUUAAAAUUCUUGUUAGUAAGUAGUAAGCUGUAGUUGUAUCUCAUGAUCUUGUUAUCUACAAUAAGUGUAUUAUGCUAAUUUAAUUAUUAGGAAAGCUAGGAGUAAUCAGAUAAUUACCAGGAUUUUCUUGUUAAAUAAAAAGUUUGAUAGGCAGUUGUUAUAAAAGUUGGACUGUAUAGUUUUGAAUUUUCAGAGAAUUUCAAGUAUUCUAUUGUGAAAAACACGUUUCUUUUUUUCCACCUUACAAAUAUUUCAUAUUUGAAUGAAAUUAUGGUAUUCUCAAAACAAAAUGCUAUUAUAGUAGAAUACUUUAUAUUGUAUAAGUAAGAUUUUACCGAUCUGAAGAGAUGAAAAUAGCUCUAAUUAAUCGGAAGUGAAGAAGAUUAAUGAAUUUUUAAAUUCUCAUCUUCAUUGACUGACUUCAAAAAGACUUGAAAGCUAGUAAAAUGAUUACCAAAACGUAUUAACCAGUUUGUCAUGAAACAUUUAAUAGGCUGUAUCAUGAAUUAUAAUUAUUAUAGUGUAGAAGGAGAAGCUACAUUUUACCAUCUGUUGGGAAUAAGCUUAUAGUAAAGACUGUUGAAUUAAGAUUAUAUUUUAAAGACUGUUUAGCCUAUUUGUCCCUUUAUUUUAUUGAUUUAUGACAGCAUUAAAACUCUUAAAUUGGUAAGUCUAUUCAGUUCUAUCACUAAUCCUAAUAAAUUCACUGAACUCCCUUCAAAACGUACAUACAAGAGAGGAAAUGUCCUAUCUUAGCUAAAACAUUUUUUAUACAUUGUAAACCCUUCUCACGUGAGCUUGUCUUCUCCAUACUUAAAUUUGCUCAUGGACAGGGUUUAUCUGAAUAAAAACUUUUCUCAUUUUAACUUAGAUUAAUUUUCUCAUUUUAACAUUGCAGACAGCUGUAAUGUAAAUCUCCUAGAGUUUGAAGAGUUUAUAAGACCUAAUCAUCUCCAUUUCAAUAACCAAACUGGAAACAAGCUCGUUCAUUUAAAUGUAAAAUUAGAUUUUUUUGUAUGGUUGAUGUAACUAUUUUCAGCUCUACUAUUUUAAAAUAUUAUUUAUAUUGAACCCUAAAUUCCGAUCAGAGUUAUGUAGUUUGAAAAUCUUUGUGUAUUUUCUUAUCUAUAAAUCUCCCCAAUACCGGUAUCCUAUGAUCACGGUAAAGCUGAAGUACCUAAAUGCAGGAUGAUGUAAUUAUGUAUUUUUUUUAAUACUCUGAAGAGAUGUGUACUUCAGUAAAGAGUUGAUUCACAAUUGGUUCAUGAAGUUCAAGAUGGCCAGAUAUUUUUUUAUUAUUGAAAUAAGUAACCUAAUAUUCAAAAUAAAUAUUAAUAUUAUUUUAAAUUGGUAACCUUAAUUUGUAUGCUCACUUUGUAAUACUUGAUUAGAUAGAUGAUCACUUGUUUAUCUUGAAAAUGCAAAUAUUCACAUAUUUUUGGUUGGUGGAAAUUUCAGGAGCUAUUGUGGUGUGUUGACUCAGUUGUUAUCAGUUGUUGACUCGUAUCAUAUCAUAUUAACUUAUGCUAAUUUUAAUUAGUAAGAGAAUUCUUCAAAUUUUCUCAUCAAGGGGAUUUUUCAGAUAAUUGGUACAAUCUGGAAUUAAAUGAGAAUUAGACAUGAGAUUUAAUAUGUUCUUAAUAUUAUUUGAAGAUUCGAUUAUUAGAAAAUGUCAUGUUAUUCAAUUGUAAUAUGAUCUCAGGCACUGCAACCUGUCUUUCUUAGGAAUAUGAGUCUCUUCUAAGAGGGCUCCUCUUUUGUUCAUGGCAUGUGUAACGUUUAUAAAUGAUACUCUUACUAUGAUAUUACUAUCCUACGGAUUAUUUGUCAGAUUACUUUUAACAUGUUCAACUUAAGAAAAAAAAAAUACUUUCAGAAAAUUCUCCUAAAUAUUUUUGUCCUGCUGUAAGUAAAUAAAUUUACAGUAGUAAUAGUGUUGAAUCUUUCAUCAGUGCAGAAAAUAUGUUGAUCUUUUCUUUGAUCAAACCGCGGAAGAAUUGAAUGAAAUAAUUCAAUGCAGAGGAUAUUAAUGGAAUUACAACAAAUGAAGAUUAGUUAAAAGUUGACCCACCAUUCAUUGACUGUUUGGCUCUACAAUAUCUGCUCAAAAUCAUGAUUCUCUUUAGCUCAAAGUCAAACUCUAAAAUCAAUUGUCAUAUUUUCAUUACUAAUUGAAUUAUUAAAGCUCAUCUAAGUGUAUGAUUACAUGCGUAUAUGUGCAAAUGCACGCAUGGUCAUGCAUGACUGAGGAGUGCAGACGAGAAACAAAAUCUGGAAAGAGCAAUAGGAACACAGUCACUUGCUGGUUGCGCUCAGUGUGAGCAGCUACUAAGUACCAAGUCACAACGUGUUUCAAUGGUUCUUUCCAGAUUUUGUUUCUUGGCUCGUACAUGAUCUGAUGCGCACUUGCGCACACACACACACACACACACACACGAUCCAAUGUGAUCAUACCCUUAAUCUUUGGUAACCCAUUUUAAAACUCACCUUCAACAUUAAAUCCAUCUUAAUCUUUAGAAACAGAAAUUUUACAGAAUAAUUUUCCUUGCUCAAAAAACUAGAAAAUGUGAACUUAGACCCAUCUUUCAAAACAGUGUUCGCAAUAAGUUAUUCUGAAUUUAAAUCAUUAUAAUAUAGAGUGCAUUCAAUAUGUUGUGCACAUCCAAAUAACCAUGCCUGUAAAUAGUGGGUUUUUAUCCGUUGUUUGGCUACCGCAAGAUAGCAUGACUAUUAGUAAAUAAAAAAUAUAUACAGUAAUAUGUAACAAAUUCAAUUUGUACUGGUUACAACAGGUCUGCAGUAUUGUUUUGUGUAUGAUAAUAAUUUAAGCAUGUGGUUUUGCUUAGAGAAGCGAGUGUUCCUUUAUGAACUGUAUUUACCAGUAUGCAACGCCUCCAGACUUUUCAAGUGGGGUUAUCUUGAAGGUUAUUUAAUUAAAGGUUUUACUCUGAUUGAACAUUGCAACGGAGAUUAGCAAUAUGUUUAGGAAUAAGUUACUCCAUAAAGCAUCAACAAGUAGUGUGGUAAAAUAAAAAUAAA